CACCCCCCUCAUCCCGGCGGCACGCAAGAACCACGGGGACAUUGUCAAGGUCCUGCUCGACUACCAGGCGGAUGCGAACAGACAGACUCGGAAAUUCGGACACUCUGCCCUGAUCAUGGCAGCCUUCCACGGCAACCUCGGCAUCGCCCAGGACCUGCUGGCGAAGGCCGCGAAGGUCGACCUCCCGAACAAGGCCGGAAAUACACCACUGAUUCAGGCAGCGAAGGAAAACCACUUAGAAGUUGUUAAGUUUCUGCUCGGCCAAGGCGCUGCCGUCAACCACAAGAAUAAUGAAGGAACGACUGCUCUCAUCUGGACCGCCAACCGGAACCACACGGAGGUCGUCAGGCAUCCUCUGGAGGUCGGCGCUGACCCCAACAUCCAGAAUUGA
Penaeus vannamei (Pacific white shrimp) is the source of this 391-nucleotide messenger RNA. NCBI's taxonomy places the organism in Eukaryota, Metazoa, Arthropoda, Malacostraca, Decapoda, Penaeidae. The record is from RefSeq and is a predicted model, not a curated record.